Hypomesus transpacificus is the source of this 2535-nucleotide messenger RNA. RefSeq names its product tetraspanin 5a (gene tspan5a). Gene Ontology annotation, cellular component: membrane. NCBI's taxonomy places the organism in Eukaryota, Metazoa, Chordata, Actinopteri, Osmeriformes, Osmeridae. The coding region runs from base 308 to 1183 and encodes 291 amino acids. The transcript is spliced from 11 exons. Gene Ontology annotation, biological process: protein localization to plasma membrane; regulation of vascular endothelial growth factor signaling pathway; protein maturation. The record is from RefSeq and is a predicted model, not a curated record.
UCACAACGAGCAGCCAUGUCUGUUCAUUUCACAGGGGACAACCAACAACCGUUAUUCAAUCGACACAGCAUAGAAUAGAAUUGUAUGAAAUAUAUCAUUUGUGCAGCAGUUUCUGGACGUGUUUUGUUUGUUUUUGGAGGCGCUGAUCGAAAGAAAGACUUGCAAAAUGUAUCUUUUAUAUAGCAAUAGAGCACUAUUGCCUAUAGGUUGAGGAUUAUCCGAAGUGCUGAAGGCUGCCCCCCGCACGAACAAAGCCAUACGAGUUUAUUUAUAUUUGGAAAUAAAUCGAUGUUGACGAAAAGCAAGGAUGACAGGAAACCAUUACAAAGGCCAUGAAGUCAGUUGUUGCAUUAAAUAUUUUAUUUUCGGAUUCAACAUUAUAUUUUGGUUGCUAGGGGUGGCCUUCCUUGGAAUUGGACUAUGGGCCUGGGGAGAGAAGGGCGUCCUGUCCAACAUCUCCUCCAUCACAGACAUGGGAGGGCUGGACCCCGUCUGGCUGUUUGUGGUGGUUGGAGGAGUGAUGUUCAUUCUAGGGUUUGCCGGCUGCAUCGGUGCUUUGAGGGAAAACACCUUUCUGCUCAAGUUUUUCUCAGUGUUCCUGGGAAUUAUCUUCUUCCUGGAGUUGACCGCGGGAAUCCUGGCUUUUGUCUUUAAGGACUGGAUCAAGGACCAGCUUAACUUUUUUAUUAACAAUAACAUCAGAGCUUACCGAGAUGACAUUGACCUUCAGAACCUUAUUGACUUCACUCAAGACUAUUGGGAUUGUUGCGGUGCCUUUGGGGCUGAUGAUUGGAACCUGAAUAUUUACUUCAACUGUACUGAUGGGAACCCCAGCAGGGAGAAGUGUGGAGUCCCUUUCUCCUGCUGCACCAAAGACCCUGCCGAGGAUGUCAUAAACACCCAGUGUGGCUAUGACAUCAGAGCUAAAGGGGAUGCAGAACAGAAGACCUACAUUAACAUCAAAGGCUGUGUGCCGCAGUUUGAGAAAUGGUUCCAGGACAACCUUACGGUGGUGGCAGGCAUCUUCAUAGGAAUCGCUCUACUACAGAUUUUUGGAAUAUGUUUGGCACAAAACUUAGUGAGUGACAUUGAAGCUGUGAGAGCAAGUUGGGUGCCCCCUUCUAUCGCUCUGCGCCGACCCCCACCUUACGCCAGCAAGAAACAAUCUGCAUACUACUCAUGAAGGACUCGUCUGGGUUUAUGUGGCUGUUUCUUCACCUGAUGUUGCCACAACCUUCACUGUGGAACUCAACAGGUUUCGUAGCAUGUGUGCCCCUGCCUCGGAAGCACUGGAAGUGUGUACUAGCUAGCUCAGAGCUUGAAACGUUAGCUUGCUCAGAGGAGAGGAGGCCCUCUGCACCUUACUCAGCUGGGAACAGCACAUUGUAAUACUUUUUCAAGGGCAUUCCACUUUGUAAAUGCACUGCCAGCCUGUCACAAUGACACAUUAAUGUUUGGUGUCUUUUUUUUGUCUUCAUAUUAUUUAUGGUUAUAAGUUGUAGUGUAACACUGAGUAAAGCGUCAAGCUAAAUGUAAUUGUUUUCAAAUUUGUUUGUAAAAUGUGGAGUGGGAUUACUCUAUUACAGCAUUCCUCUGCUGAACUGAACUCUCAUUCCACCACCGAUUGUUGUGACACACAAAUGGGCAUUAAUGAUUUCCUAUAGUAUUAUUCAUAAAGUUUGGGCUGAAAAGUAUUGUUUUAACAUGAUAUUUUUUUCUUCAGUCUUGGUUAGGGUGUAUAUAGUCUUUGUGAAUUCUAACAAAUACUUGAGGUAACCUUUGUAGUCAUUUUGUUGAAGAAAUGGGAAUAACAUAAUUGCAAAAGUUUAAACCUGAAAAAUAUACUACCAUCCCAGGCCCAUGUUUGUAUAACGUUAGGAAUCCUGAUCAUCUGGCGCAUGAUUUCCUAGAACACGUUCCUUCCCUACCCAUGAAGCCCAAUGCCAGGUCUGUUCCCAUACACAACACUGGUGCUUCUAACUACCUCCUCCUAUUACUUUGUAAAAUCAACCCAUUUUAAGUACUGACCUAUUGACACUUCAUAGCAAAACUUAUCAAUAAAACAGGAAAAUGUGUAAGGUUGGUCUGAUGAGUUCUCGUGUGUCUGAACUUUGUGUCAUAAAAUGUGUGAACAUUGAAAGUGAGUCCUGUUAAAGACAUCAGCUCAAAGUGAUACAGGUCUUAUCAAUAGAAACUCAGUCCAAAAAUAUAUAUAACCUGUUAGUUAACUGUGAGUAUGUAUAUACAUAUAUAUGUUCCACCAAGAAUAAUUCAAGUUAGAAACAUUCCUUGUCCCCGAAGGCCAAUUGAACAAAGAGUACAACAGUCAAAAUCACUUUAUCGCCAGCAUGUCUUUAAUUAUCUGUUCAGUUACAAUCCUCCAAAUGUACAACUCAUUAAUGACAUUUACAACAAACAUUUAAGUUUACAGUAUAAUAUUGUAUGCAGUUACUUGUGGUUACGUCAUCAUUGGCUUGUGUCUUUGUAAGGGUACAAAUUUGAUAAAUAACCAUUCAUACUUAACCAAAAAAAGAA